AUGGCGCUGCAGGACGUACGCGCGGCGUGCGCCGACGUGGCGCACGGCGCUGGCAUCCGCAUCGAUGGCGGGGCCAUCCGCACGUUUCUGCAGAUGCUGCCCGAGGACACGUUCGAGGCGCUCAAGACGCAGCAUGGCCUGCGCUUCCCCCUCGCCUUUGCGUCGGCGGAGGACGAGGUGAACUUCGUCGCCGUGCUGGCCCUGCUGAAUGCGUUCUCGGGAUACCGCGUCGACUUUCACCGGGCCACGGGGCAUGGGGCGUACGACAAUGUGCGGCGCAUGGUCCUCGGCCUGUACUUGUCGGCGGACGGCGACGCAGCGAACCUGAGUGCUGAGGGCCUCGCCCACGUCACCCCCGCCAUGCUCGCCCAGCUCCUGGGCGUGCCGACGCACACGGAGGCCGCGCAUCCGACGCUGCCGGGGGUGACCGUCGGCGUGCCCGGCGGACCGCUGAAGGAGCCCCUCGAGCUUGCCGCGUCCAUGUGUCGCGAGACCGGCGCGUUCCUCAAGGCGCGCCACAUGCCCAGUCUGGGUGCGUACGUGCUGCAGGCAUGCGAGGCAGCGGCCGCGACGGACGACGCCGAUUCAGCCUUCCUGGCAUCGAUCACCGAGGUGCCUGCGUUUGACGACACCUUCAUGGAGGGCGACCAUGGCGUACAUCUAUGGAAGAAGGCGUACUUUCUUUUGCAUGCCCUGCGCGGACUCCUGGCGCGACCAGCGCUACCGCCAGCCCUUGUGCAUCUGCGCGAGCACUACAAGGUGCACCGGCCAGCGCCCCUCCCCAUGUUUGUGGACAAUGUGGUGCCGACGAUGCUCGCGACGCUCGGUAUCCUGUCGUUCGCUGACUGCCCGGAGCCUGCGCUCCGCACAUGGCAGGCGGUCCCGCAGGAGGGCGCGGACAAGGUGGACGGCCCGCGCCUCUCACGCGAUGCCGCGCUUGGCUCGCGACCAUGA
This is a messenger RNA of Malassezia sympodialis ATCC 42132, 954 nucleotides long. RefSeq lists its product as uncharacterized. Gene Ontology annotation, biological process: tRNA modification. The coding region runs from base 1 to 954 and encodes 317 amino acids. The transcript is spliced from 2 exons. The record is from RefSeq and is a predicted model, not a curated record. Lineage: Eukaryota; Fungi; Basidiomycota; Malasseziomycetes; Malasseziales; Malasseziaceae.